Molecule: messenger RNA, 6932 nt
Organism: Bombyx mori (domestic silkworm)
Lineage: Eukaryota; Metazoa; Arthropoda; Insecta; Lepidoptera; Bombycidae
Product: arf-GAP with dual PH domain-containing protein 1
Exons: 7
Coding region: 366-1520 (384 amino acids)
Biological process (GO): positive regulation of GTPase activity
Cellular component (GO): plasma membrane; cytoplasm; intracellular membrane-bounded organelle
Molecular function (GO): phosphatidylinositol-3,4,5-trisphosphate binding; GTPase activator activity; phosphatidylinositol bisphosphate binding
Source: RefSeq, a predicted model, not a curated record
AGUAUUUACAAGUAUUUACGCGAGACAGGCGUUGUAUUCGCAUCGCAUGAUCGCAUCACGUAGAUACCAACACGUACGGCGUACGGCUUCUAUUCGUACUACGGUGUAUACUCACGCACACAAGCUUACGUUACGAGUAUCCACUACCAUCCACUACACACUGGUUUCAUUCAUGUAAAGACUUCCAGAUCUCUCUUUCUAUCUUAUUCAUGCCAGCCGGUUCCGAACGCGUGCGAAUGCAAUGGCGCUCGUCACCCACGAAAUGGCGUUCGUUGAACCGAUUGGUCGCGCGACUUUCGAGUGGCGACGCGACGUACGCUAGCGGCAAGCGUGCAUGUCUUCAUUAUUGAUGCAAAACUUCCACGAUGGUAGACCAUAACCAGAAAUUAUUACAGGAGUUGCAAAAACGAAGUGGAAAUAACGUGUGCGCCGACUGUUUAAAUCCUGACCCAGACUGGGCUUCUUACAACCUUGGGAUAUUCAUAUGCAUGCGAUGUGCAAGCAUCCACCGUGGCAUGGGCGCUCAUAUCAGCAAAGUGAAACAUUUGAAGCUGGACAGAUGGGAAGACUCACAGGUACAGAGGAUGAAGGAAGUCGGGAACGUAACUGCUAGGAAUAAAUACGAGGAACGAGUUCCCCCUUGCUACAGAAGACCUAAUAGAAAUGACCCUCAAGUCCUCAUUGAACAAUGGAUCCGAGCCAAAUAUGAGCGCGAAGAAUUCUGUCAUCCCGAACGUCAGUCGUAUUUGUCGGGAAGCAUGCAGGGCUUCCUUAUGAAACGAGGCAAGGAGGACAGCAGAUACCAACUCAGAAAAUUCAUACUCAGUGAAACCGAAGAUACGCUCAAGUAUCACGUUAGAGAGGACAAGGAACCGAAGGGCGUUCUCAAAUUGUCAGAGUUGAAUGUUGCUUUCGCGCCACCAAAAAUCGGCCACAUGAACUCAAUGCAGUUGACAUUCAUGAAAGAUGGCACCACUAGGCACAUCUAUGUUUAUCACGAGGAGCCUGAAGUAAUAAGCAACUGGUAUACAGCGAUACGUUGUGCACAACUCCAUCUACUUCAAGUUGCGUUUCCGUCGACUCCGGAGUCGGAUCUCAUUCAUCGCCUACCAAGAGAUUUCGCACGUGAAGGCUGGCUAUGGAAGACCGGGCCCAGACCUACUGACGCUCAUAGAAGACGCUGGUUCACCCUCGACAACAGAAAACUCAUGUACCACGACGAGCCGCUUGAUGCUUAUCCCAAGGGCGAGAUUUUUGUCGGUAACGAAUCGAACGGCUACUGUAUUAGAGUUUCAAAUACGGGCAAUGGCUGCAAGGAGGCGAGGUUCCCUUUCCAGCUGGUGACUCCAGAAAGAACGUACUGCCUCGCUGCGACAACACACGAGGACCGCGACUGUUGGCUAGCAGUUCUGCAGCAGACGAUCAAAAGAAGUCUCACGCCUCAGGAUUCUACCAUUGAAGCUGUCCUUGUGAGGAAACGCAACACAUCGAACCCGAUCAACAUUUUCUCGGGAAGGUAGUCGGUCGCAUUCGGCGUAAUUACUAAUAACGAAAAAUACAACACUGAGACUUCUUCAUACAAAUCAUCAUCGGCUGCGCUAGGUAAUUAUUAUAUUGACUACCGCUUUAAGAUAACGGUUUUAAUAUAAUAAUAAAUAAUUGUGUCCUACAUGUGGUGCGAUGUGAUGCUAUAUUUUUUUUUUUACUUUUGUUAUAUUAUUGCUUUUUUUAUUUGUGUACGAAAUGGAACAUUUGAGGCAUUGAAUGCUCCAAAAUUAUUAUUAGUCUUUCCUUCUUGUGGGAUUGGUUUAGAAACAUCACGCUUAAGACGAGUACACUUCACUACGUACAAGUACAACCCGAUACUCGAACGAGAAUUAAACCUAGAGUUGUAAUACACAAGGUUCAUACGUGUAAGAUAAAUAUCACCCCUAAAUCAAUAUUUAAAGAGCAUUAUAAUACACUCGAAAAUUUCAUAAAAUUUUCUUAAAUUUUUAUUAAAACAAAAAGAAAAAUACGAUUCAAUUUUUAAUUGUAGAUAAAAAAAUAUAUAAGAAACGAAAAAAGUCUUCGAGGCUUAACGUGAAAAUAGAUUUUGAAAGAAACAGAGAAAAUUGUCAAUUUUACCUCUCCAUUAUAUUUUCCAGACAAGCUCAAAGCUAAAUUAAUGCUAAGCAGUCACCAUAUUUUGUAAAUAUCACAUUGCUAGAUAGGCCAGUUACACUAAGAUAUUAUAAAAAAAAUGUGACCCGGAAGAAGAGACUAGGUUGAAAAUAAGCUUUUCCUCUUAUCCGUUUUGUUUUAUGCUGCAGUAUAGACGUUUUGAUGUAAUCUCUUCGAGCCGUUUAACAUUUUGCGUUUUUUGAAGAUUUUAAAAGCUCAGCUUUAAAAGCUUUUGGUGGUCAAUGAUAAAAAUUCGGCCAUAAUCAUUACUAACACCUCAACAUGAUAACAUUUACGCUCGUCAACGGCUGCUUAAAAAAACAAAAACGAAUAACACGAAUAACAAACAGGAGAAAAGAAAAACUUAAAUGGUUUAAAAAACUUAUCACUCAAGCUCGUGAAUAAUUGCUAAACAAUAAAAAAGAGUAGAAAAGCGGUCUCGUCGACAAUGAAGAAAGCUGUACUUAAUUUUGUCUUUGUCUAUUUAUUAAAUGAUUUUAGAUUUAAACAUUUUAUAAAUAUAUACUAAAUCAUCAUCACAUACUACGAAUAUCACAUCAAUGGUAAUCUUACAACAUUUUAAAUUUUAAAAUAAUAAUAUGAUUUAUUGCAUCGCAUCGCUGCGUUCGUGUAGGGCUAUUAUUAGUUUUAAUUAAUGAAUUGUACAAAUAAAUGCCGUCAGCAUUGCAAGCAAUUUUAAUGUCAAUCGUGUUUUAUUUGAAUCGUUUAAGCGUAUUUAAUUUUAAUUUAUUUUUUGACAUAAUGAAGGGACUGAUCAUUUAUUAUAUUAUAGGCGUAUUCAAUUAAUUUUACUACAUUUGUUUAAAGUUCGAUUUUCGUUGGUGGUUCUUAAGUGUUGUUACGCACAAUUAUACAGUAAUUACCUAUUUCGAUAUACAUUACCAGAUUAUUCUCUUUGAAUAUUGAAAACUGAACUCUAAAUCAAUAAGAGUUAGGAAUUAAUAUUCAACCGUGCUCCGUGUUAUUAGUUACAACAUUCUGAAGUCCUAACGCAUGUUUUUUUUUACAUCAUUGAAUAUCUGUAUACGUAAUAUCCAUUUUAAUAUUUGUAAAUGCAAUUUUUAUUCACAAUAAUGCUCUCUUAGUCAUAGGAAAAGACAAUGUACAGGGAAAAUUGUUUAUUAGUAUAUUUAUACUAUGAUUGGUUCUAUGUAAAAUGACUGAAAAUAUCACAUUUAAUUAUGUGCAAUGUCGUUUUUUACUUCUCUUUACAUUGAUCAGAUCACGAUGAUAAAAAUAAAAUUUUAUUAAACGAUAAUUAGUUACCGAGUAAUCAUCACAUUUUUAUUUUAUUUUUAUUUUGAUGCCAAUUUAAAUUUGGCGAUUGGUUUGCUUAUAAAGCAUGAAUUUGAAACAUUAUACGAAAACACGAUAUAACCUUGUAGGUAUAGAGCAUUUUUUUUUAUUAAUUUAAAUAUAAUGUUUCUACAUCUAUCAGCAUGAGCCUUAUGCUUUUUAAAUUUGACUAAUAAUACUAAAAUAGGCAAUUGAUCAUUUAAAAAUUUAUAUUUAAAUAUUUUUUUUGGUUGCUUUUUAUAAUAGCACCCUUAUUGAAGUUUUAUUACGAAUAUUAAUGAUAAGCAAUGAGUCGAGUUUGAAAACCGUUUGUGAUGUAUUAAGAAUCACAUUUAUUAUUAAUUAUUCAUUAAUAAAACGUUAGAUUGUAUAAGAAAUAGGAAAACUGCACAAUAAUUGAGAUUUACAAAAAUUGGAGAGCCUUUGUGUUGGGUAUUUAUUAUUAAUGGUAAGGCUUUGAUGUUUUUUUUUUAAUUAUUCAUUUAUGUGACCUGUUUUAUUUAAAUACACAAUAUUUUAUAGGCAAGACAAUUAAGUAUAUGAAAGCAAGGAUAUGCGGAACCAAAAAGGUUGUAAAGUUUUUUUUAUUUAAAGGUUGGUAUGAAUAAUUCACACACAUUUAUGCAUUUUACUUUUUUUUAUCAUAGCCAAGUAUCAGUUAGGUAUCUAAGCAAUGUACUAGAAACAUUUACAAUGAACUUUAGUGGAAUAAAAAUAAUAUGAUUUUAGGAUAGUGAUAGAGCAAAUUCAAAGCUAGGAACCUACCAAAAAAAAUGAUAUUUUGGUAGAAUUAGAAAAUUAUUAUUUGUUUCAAAAAAAGUUGCGAAAUGUAAACCCUUUCAAAUUCCUAUUUACUUUUACACUUUUAUCACCAUCCCGGAUAUUUUGAACAGUAUUAUUAUGACUGUCCACAAAAAAACUUGACACGUAACACAGAACAGAUAAAAAACUAUUCUAGUUUAAUUUAAUUUUUAUUACGUAUGCGAGAAAAAGCUCACGACCCACCUGAUAUUAAACGACUACCGAAGAAAUGAGUUCGAAGUCUAUAUGGCUAUUCUUAAUUUCAAAAGUGGAACGCAAGAUAGAAAUGGGUUGGGCGGUGAUACUUACCUUGGUACCUACAUGAUACUUACUAGCAGUAAUGGCAGAGAGAGAGAGAAUACACUAUUGCACACCAAAACAUAAUUUACAUUCAAAAAACAAUCAAAAAAGCAGAUACAUAUACAAUGAAUGAAGAACUAGUGAUGUAAGCUACCUUUUUCUGGCCAAAUAGUAGCGCUUUCAUUGCUAUAGAUAAGAAGAAAUUCCCUAGUGUUGGGAGAUGUGCUGUUUGAGUUGUCGCUGUACUCACAACACCGUCGUUUGUGACAAAGGGCUCGGCGAGUAAAUUAACCCACAGACACAGCCCACUGAGUUUCUCGCCGGAUCUUCUCAGUGGUUCGCGUUUCCGAUCCGGUGGUAGAUUCUGCGCAACACCGCUCUUACUAGGGUUAGUGUUAGCAAUGUCGUCAGGUUUGAGCCCCGUGAGCUCAACUACUUGUUAGGUUACGCUGACAUAGUCUCUUAAGGCUAUCAGCUUAGGUAGGAAAAAAGCUACCCCACUUUAAACUUAUUGCUAAUGAAAUCAAAACUAGUCUUGUCUCAGCUACUUUCAGGACUUUUUUACUAAAACCAAUCCUAAGACCUGGUUAUUAUGACAGCAGUACAUGUUACGUUGAGGAUUACAAACGUGUGGAAUAAUUUACUGCGGAGUCUCUUUAGGGUUGGACAAUGCUUGCUUAGCUGGCUAGAUCACAACUUACGCCAAUGUCGGCCAAAACAAAAUUAAAAUAAAAUUAAAGAAUGCUGUCUCCGCCAAUAUUUAUGGCUUGGAACUAGGCUUCGCCCUACGGAACAAUGUCAGUUUUUGGCGACAUAUUAUUCCAACAUAUACUCGGAUCUACAUUACGAAUUGGGAUCGCAUAUAGGAAUUAGGAUAUAAUGAUAAUAUAUCACAUUGGGCGGCAUUUGUUUCAUUCGAACAAGACCAACAUUUGUGAACUCAUAUCAAUUGCCCGACUAUUGCGUUGAUGUUUGUUUGGCCAAUGUUGGUAUUUGUUCUGUGUGCUUAGUGCGAGUUUGUUCUCGAUAUCGUAAAAGUUAACUCGAAUUUGUAUGCAGUUGGAACAGCGUCCCUAGCUAGGGGCAAACGUAGGCAAAAGUUCCACUCCAUACAAAUUUGACUUAACUUUUACGCUAGUAUCGAGAACCUUAAAAAACUCGCACUAAGCACAUUGAAUGAAUCAGGCCUAUUAUUACUAAUACGAGAUUUGUCUCUCAUUAAAUUUAUAAUCACUGCUUAUGAUUACUUAAAAAUCUGUAACUUGCGCCAAAACUAUUAAGAAUUGACAUUUGAAUUGAUUGUUACAUCACAACGUUAUUUGAAUUAGUAAUAUCUCUAGACAGAGAUAGAAAAUUAGCCAACAGUUUGAAAACGAAUAAUUUUGGAAUAAAGCUACGAAUGAUGGGUUUACAUUUUGUAGCUUCGAUGGAAAAAUAUGAAACUCAAAUGUAUACUGAUAUGUAUCGGAUUUUAUAACUACAGGUUUAAAGCAAUAUGCUUAAUGUUUAAAUUUAUGAAUAUGAUUCAUCGAGGAGUGUAGUGUGUGUGUGUUAUAUUAUUCGUUGUAAAAAUUGGCAUAGUAUUGGAUUUGGCUGUUCAGAACAACGCAUUCUAACAAAACGUAAUUACUGUAUGAUAUGAUUCAUUAAAUUGUUUUUCAAAUUGUUGCUGCUAUAUACAAAAUGACAUUGGUUGGUUUGAUUUAUUUUAAGUGCAAUUAAACUUAUGCUAUUUUUUUAAAUAACUAUAGAAUAAUACUGCUCUACAACUAAAUUUUACGUUGAGUUUUAAUGUGAUCUUUUAUCUUACUGUAAUGAUCGAAUAAUGAUGAUAAUGACAAAAUAAUGUUUCGUUUUGAACAGCCAUCAUUAGAAAAAUCGACAAAACGGAAAUUGUCUUGUAUCAUAUUAUUAUAUCAUAAUUAUUAUUUAAGGAAAAAAUGAGUGAACAUUAUCAAAUUAGCGUUAAUUAAAUAUAAGAAUUAAUCGAAAGUAAUAAGCCACAAGCAAUUUUGAUGUUUCCUAGAUAGUGUACAAUUAAUUUUUUUUAAUAUUUUGUAAAUUUAGUAACCUAAGUAAUAUGAUAGUUUGAUGAUUAACCGAUUUCGUAUGCUGUGUGAAUAUCGAAGUAAUCGAUAAAGAUUUAAAAAAUCUUAAGUUAUUUCAGAUUAGAUGUAAGGGUAUUUAGAAUAAUAAUUAUCAAUAACAAAUUUUACCAAAACAUGCCUCGCUUAAGUUUACUAUUGAUUUGUUGUAUACUUAUAUAAUUAGUGUUACGCUUUAUUUUAUAGUGUGUUCUUGCAUAAUAAACAAUUGAAUUUAACAUAUGAAUAAACUUUUCACCAACUGGA